UUUGGUUGUCACUAUGGCAACGGAUUAUUAUUGGACAUAAUAUUUGUAAAUAAAAUCAAUUGAAUAGAGAAUAAAUAAUUUUCCGUGAUUAAUUAGCAGAAUACAACGUUGAAAAGAACAUUUAAUAUUAAGAAAUUCGACGAAGGUUUAUGGAGUAGUCUUCAGUUAUUUGGCCAGUAAAGAUGCCUGGCCACGAAGCGCCUUCUGUAGAACUUGGCAGCGCUCCCCAGACGCCAAGUGUCGGGCCAUCGCCCUCGCCUUCUGAAAUAUCAAGCACAAGUACUCCCGAGCCACAAAAUUUGCGACCGACACCUUUGUUUAGGGCGCUGGCUAUGCCGCCUCCCGAGCCCGAGCAGCCACCGGGGCAAGACGAGCUGGAGCGCCGCCUGCCCGGCUACAGGCGCAUCGUGAUACCGCGGGAUCUCACGCUCAUCGAGCUAUUGAAACAAUCGAGUGGCGCUCAAACUGACGAGGAAGUUCUCCGCAUCCGCGAGGCGAAGCUGCGCGUGAUCGCGGAGCAGGUCGGGCUGCGGCGGCUCCCGGUGCUGGCGCCGAGGCUGCGCGAGCUCACGCUUGACGGCAGCGCCGUCGCGACAUUGCGCGACCUUGGCAUCGGACUUGCGCGUUUAAAGAUCCUGAGCAUAAAUCGCUGCGGUCUGACGAGCCUCGAUGGGGUGUGGGGCCUGGGCGCCUUGCGGGAGCUCCACGCCGCCGGUAACCGACUGCGCGACAUUCAACUCUUGGCCGGCCUUCAGAAAUUGCAUACGUUGAAUUUAGCAAAUAACCCGAUAGCAGACUCAAGUCGGCUCUGGACUUUGGGCGUGUGUGAUUCCUUGCGCAAUUUGACGCUGCGAGGCACCCCGUUGGCGGACGCGGAGGACUAUCGCGCGCGGGUCGAGACUGCUCUUCCCAGACUGCAGUACUUAGACGACCGUCCGAUGCACGGCGAUGAAGAGGAUGAUCUUGAAACAGAGUUGAAGCCCACGUUGAGUUCGGACUCGGACAGCGAGUGCGAGGUGGACACCACGGCCACUUCCAUGACUCCUGACGUGUCGCUGGAGCCGCAACCUGGACCGUCCAAUUCACAACUAGAGAGCCUAGAAGCUGAUGUGGAUGUUGUUAGCCCAUUGCGUCCCUCCCGUCGAAGACCGGCGACGACCGAGUGUGUGGGAGCGAGACCGCGCGUGCAACUUCCGCCGCGGCCCAGCACCGCGCACUCCACGCGGGAACGAGCGCCGAGCAGGCUACAUAUGCUGAACACGCUCAUGGAUGAGGAGUGGCGCAACAGUGGCAGCAGAUUGACUUCGCAGCACCCAGUGUGCGGUAACAUAGCGAGAGCCUUGCGGCGCCCGCAGACGGCUCAGCAGACGCAUUUGGAAGAAGAAGAGAAGCUGUUAGUGAGUGAGAGUGUUGAAAACGCGAUGCGCGCUGUCGCGAAGGAGAUACCCCGCGCACCUUGCGUGGAGGAUUGGGCUCAGUUCAGGAAACUUACCGGCAUCGACAUCGAGUUCGACUUUGAAGCACGACCACAAGGGGAUGCUAGCACCGCGUUGGAUCGUCUGGAACAAAUAGAAAAAGAGACGUUGGAAAGGCUGCAAGAGGAGGCUUUGAAGGAGACGUGUAGUUCAAAUAUACCGUCCACGUCGGCCGGGAGGUUCGACUUGCGAGCUCCGAGCGAAUGUGACGCGUGGAGCGGCUCGGGGGACUCCAUCCGGGAGCCCCGCGGCCCCAGGUCGGACCCGAGGCUCGAGGUCGACGUGCUGUUUAAUAAUAUUAUUGCUAUGGGUAUUGAAUCGCAACACUAAUUAGAUAUACAAUAGAGGGAUUUGAGAAUGACAACUUUCAUUAUGCCACGGCUUGAAUAGCGAAUCUAAUGUCACAUGUACAGUCAGCUGCAAAAAUAUGUUUCGAGAGAAUCGUCUCAUAAAUAUGGUACUACGCUCUUAUAUAUUACACUGGAAUAAGAUGCAAUGGGACAUAUUUUUGAGUAAGAUGUGUGCACCCAUAUUUUUACACUUGACUGUAUGAUAUAGAAGUUGGUAGUUAUUUGUAAAAACACUAAAAACCUCAGUCCGCGUAGCCAAUAUGUGCCUAUCGUUGACGCUCCGUGGCGAACGAAACGCAACUGUCACAGUCGCACUAAUUUGGAAGAGCGAUAGAGAGAGAUGACUACGCUACGCUACGGAGCGUUAACGAUUGUAACGUUGGCUACGCGGCCAGUAAUUCCACUUAUUGAAUUGACGCUACGACGUGUCACGUUAUUUAAAUAAACGGAGUAGAUUAGGGAAUUGUUAUAAUUAAUUCUAAAGGUUGAUUCUCGAUGUUAAGGUGGUUCGAUUAGGUUACCCAAAGCUUAAACCUCACUAGAUGGCGCCACAAUUGCAAAUUUUGAGUUUUAAUUUUUUUGUGGAGUAGUCUUGGUAUUUCUAUACUGUAAAUUAUGUUUAGCGCACUCAUUAAAUAAAUAUUGAACUAUUACAACAAACA
Molecule: messenger RNA, 2487 nt
Organism: Cydia pomonella (codling moth)
Lineage: Eukaryota; Metazoa; Arthropoda; Insecta; Lepidoptera; Tortricidae
Exons: 11
Coding region: 183-1805 (540 amino acids)
Molecular function (GO): protein binding
Source: RefSeq, a predicted model, not a curated record